ACUCGUACGCCAUACCAAAGAUUACAGUGUAUUAUUGGAAAUAGCCCAUACGUCUUCCAACAAACCUAGUGUUAAGACCUGCUCCAGUAUAUACGCCUCACCUCUACUGUGGAUCUGUGGAUUUAAAUGAUAUGUUUAAUCACAAUUACCUACUUUAAAAUAAAGUAAUUUAAAUUUUAAUAUUAAUUUACUCAUAGAACAUAAAAGUCGAUUCGUCAAUCGGUAAUCUGGAAAUUAAAUUGAUUUGAAAGAUUUAUUAACUCGCAAGACGCAACUUUAAACUUUUACCAUGAGGACAGAUGUGGACAAAGAAGCUGGUACAUAUGUUCUGAGAAGUUAUGGAGAAUUCUUUAAAAAGCAGUAUCAAGACUAUAUAUCUUUGUUGGAAGAUGAAAGUAGAGAAGACAAUAAAACAUUCUCACCCAUACAAGUUGUUUUGGAGUCUAGUGAACUUGUGCCAAUUACAGAUUUAGUUUCAUCUGAUAAUGCUGUGAUAACAAAAGUUUUAAGUGUGCUGACAUCUCUGUGUGUGGAAAUUCAUGAUUUAAAAAAAGAAGCUUUUGAAAGCCAUUUCAAAUUCCUGUCAGUAUAUGAUGAAUAUGCUCAAAGUGACAUAUCUGCUCAAAUGGAAUCAAUAUGUCUAUUGAACACAUUUUUAAGUCGUUGCAAUGACACACUGAACAACUUGUGCUGCCAAAUAUUUGCCAUUUUUAAUGAAGACAUUGUUAAUUUGAAUGGAAUUCAAUGGCACUUUAUGAUAAAUAAAAUUGGUGAAAUAUUCACACUAAUAGUAAUUUUAGAAAUGUUGAUUUCAAGAUGCACCAUUACAUCAAAUUGGAAUAAUUUUCGCAAGACUCUAAAAGUGUAUGACACAAAGCACAAUGAUCUGGGCUUAGAUGAAGAAAAAUUGGGAGCUUUAAAUGGAGCUGUAAACAACAUAACAGCAAAACUAAUGAAUGAUGAUAUAAUUCAAAGCACUUUACAAAAUCUUCUUAUGCUAAGAAAAAAUUAUUUAUCACUAAAGAACUGUUCAGUUGUUACAGCGGAAUUUACUCAAUAUAUAAAACUCGCUAUAACAAAUCUGGACAAACUAGCUCAGGAUAAACCUAGUGGUGACAAUUUGUACAAAUGCAUUAAAAUAAAUGCUUUAUUUGUUUUGAACACGCAUCUUUUUGGAAAUAAUGACAAAAAAACCUUUAAAAGUUUAAUGGAAUUGAACACAAAGGCACACAGUAUCUUCGUAAUUGGGACAGCCAUUUGGUUUCCUGAGCAAUUUCUUCAAAGAUUUGUUCCAGCCCUUUGUGGCAACUACAACAAACUAUCACAAGGUAUGCUUAAGGCGAGACAGGCUUAUAUGAGCACAAAAAAGAUGUCUUUAACCAAAGAUAUUGUAAGCCUUCAAUAUAUAUGCUCCCAAUGGGCAUUGACAGUUGAAGAAGUUUUUUCCAAAAACAAUAAGUUGAGUGCUGCAGAAAUGACGCUUCAUGCAAAAACCAUUGUGGAUGGCUUAGAUGUGGCCUCAAAUAUAAAUUAUUCAGUUUUAUCUUUAAUAAAUUUACACCUUUCUCUGGGUAUGCCAUUAACAAAACAGAUGUUGAUGUCUAUGUUUGAAAUUGUGGAUAUCCUGAAGAGUUUGUGGAAUGCUGUCAGUAGAAAUUAUGAUCAGAUUAUAAAUUCUAUGAAUAUGAUUAUACAACAUUUAACAUUUCAAGCGGUUUCUUCAAUACUUGAAAUAAAAAAGACAUUGAUAAGUGACAAAAAGUAUGCCAAUAAGAGGUUGGAUGAGCUUACUUGUAUUGUAAUUGCAGAACAAACUAUAAAAGGAGCUUCAACCUUGGAACGCAAUAUAGCAACUAAUAUUGCACUCAGUUUUGUGCCUGAAACAACAUAUAUUGAGGAUACAUAUGUGAAAUUAGGGUUAUUGCUUGAAAAAAUACAAAUAAUAUCUGACUUUCCUAACAGCAUUAAGAAACAUUGCAAUUGUUCCUGGCUUCUAUGGCAUCACAAUAUAAUUCCAAUAUAUUUUGAACAAAAUUUUAGCAUGCAAUUACAAGCUAUAAAGUUAAAGUAUUUUCUACUGGCAUUAGAUGAUUGUGUUAUUUUAUUAGAAGAAACAGAUAAACUGUUUGACUUUAGCAGAGCCGCUGAGUUUAAAAACAAACUCAAAGUGAUAUUUGAUGAACAUGUCCUGAAAAAUAUUAGUCAGAACAUAGAAACAAAUCUACGUUUACAUAUCCAUUCCCAUUUACAAUUAGAUGUUGUAGAUCCUUUAACGCAUGAUAUGAUAAAAAAGAUAUUACUUCUGUUAGACAACCUUCGUCUGCACAAUAUGUACAUGUCAGUAAUGCCAUGUGUAGAACAUUAUCUGUCAAAGACUUGUUAUAAUUUAACCACUGUUGUCUUGUCGGACUGGAAAACCUAUGGUGAAAUGCGCCAAAUGGCUAAGCUCAAGUUCAAGGUGUUGACAAUACAGGACAACCUUCCAACUCAAACUUUGGAACAAGGUUUAGAUGUAUUGGAAAUUAUGCGCAACAUUCAUAUAUUUGUUUCCAGAUAUCAAUACAACCUCAACAAUCAAAUAUUUAUUGAGAAAAGUAGUAAUAACAAACAUUUGAACUCAAUAAAUAUAAGGCAUAUAGCUAACUCAAUAAGGACCCACGGAACUGGUAUAAUGAACACAACAGUGAAUUUCACUUAUCAGUUUUUAAAGAAUAAAUUUUAUAUAUUCUCCCAGUUCAUGUACGAUGAACAGAUCAAAUCGCGACUCGCUAAAGAUCUCAGGAAUUUCAAAGAAACAUCAGGAGAGAAUGGAAAUGUUUAUUUAUACAAGAAUGCGGAAAAAUUUAACAAAGGAAUCAAAGUCUUAGGAGUUGUAGAAGAUGGGCAAAGUUAUUUGGAUCUGUUUAGAGAUCUUAUUAGUCAAAUAGGUAAUGCAAUGGGAUAUGUUCGCAUGAUUAGAUCUGGCGGCAGACAUUGUUGUUGCGAUGCGACAGCGUUUCUUCCCAACCUUGAAAUAAGAGAUUUCAAAGGACUCUGUGAACAGAAUGCUCUUAACGAAAAAACUAUACAUACCGCUGAUAAUUUAGAAGACAAUAUUAAUGAUCUUGUAACAAAUUUCAUUCAAGGCACAGAAUAUUUUAAAUUACUUGUAGAAGUAUUUGCUCCUGUUUUCAGAAAUCCUAAAAAUGUACAUUUGAAAAACUUUUUCAUUAUUGUACCACCAUUGACACUGAAUUUUGUAGAACAUAUGAUUUUGUCAAAAGAUAAAAUGUCAAAGAAAAAUAAAGCUGGAGCAGCCUUCACUGAUGAUGGCUUUGCGAUGGGUAUUGCUUAUAUCCUCAAAUUGUUGGACCAGGACUCCAGUUUUGAGUCUCUUCACUGGUUUGAUUCUGUAUGGACUCACAUAAAAAAGGAAAGAGAAAAUAUCAAUGAGCAGAAAAGCAAAGGUUCUGUACAGUUGCAGCAAGCGUUAGCUCUUACAGAGAAGAAGAUCAAGACUCUAGAAGAUGAGUACAAGCUACUGUACUACAGCCUAACUAGUGCAAGAAUAUUCUUUAGAUGAAUAUUUAUAUUCUCCAAAAAGCUCAUGUUAUUAUAAAUUAUAUGCUGACGGCUGUUGUAAUUAUUUUGGAUUUAAUAUAUAUUUUACCUUUUAGUAGGGAAGCCCAGUAUGUUAAAAUUACAGUUACUCGAGCGUCAUGGGGACCGAUUGCAUUUUAAUUGGUAAAUUUACUUUUUUCGUUUUUAGCGGUGGAAAAAAAACUACAGACUUAAAAGCAAUCUUUUUAUUACUUUGGCUUACUGAAAUUUUCAGAAAAUUUUAAUGAUUAAUUAGGUUAUUUCCUUCAAAAUAAGUAAAAAAUUAAUCGCGCUCGUAUCUUGAGAACUAAAAUAUAAGGGUUUUAUUUUGUAACUUACGUUACGCUCAAAUCGUCAGAUUUUCGAAAUGUGCAGUUUUUACCUAACAACUCACCUACCUUAUCAUUUUUUGACGGCCUCCGUGGCGCGGUGGAUUUACGAGACAGAGGUCCUGGGUUAGAUCCCCGGCUGGACCGAUUGAGAUUUUCUUAAUUGGUCCUGGUCUGGCUGGUGGUGGCAGUUAGCGUUCCGGUACGAUGCCGUGUAGAAACCAAAAGGGGUGUGGAUUUUCAUUCUCCUCCUAACAAGUUAGCCCGCUUCCAUCUUAGAUUGCAUCAUCACUUAUCAUCAGGUGAGAUUGUAGUCAAGGGCUAACUUGUAAACAAAAAAAAAGUUCAUAAUCAAACGUGCUGGUUGAAUAUUUCUGAAGUUGGUUUUUUUUUCUGGUUGCCCUAAACGUACCCACCAAUAUUAAGGGCUCAUACUUGGUGGAGGUACUCAACAACGUGCAAGGCAAGGUCCCUUAUGUUUAUCUGCCACGCACACGAGUAACUGCAAAAAUCCCCUCCUUGGAUCCCCUACUAUUUUCUUCAUUGGUGUUAUAUUUAAAUACAUAUUAUAAGGAAUGUUGAAAUAAAAAAAUACGUUUAUCGUUGUUGAUGUUGAUAUAUUAUAAUUAUAGUUUUUUUAACAUAAGAUUAUUAUCGCUACUACACCUGCGCCUAUCGAGCAAUUUCGCUAAACGAAUACAUUAAAAGUUAAGUCCUACUUACAUAUAAUAUUAGACAUGUAACAUUGACACACCUAUAAAUUUAAAACAAAUUAAACUACUUUAGUCUCUGGCCAAAUACACAAAAUAUUAAAAUACAAAGUUA
Messenger RNA from Bicyclus anynana (squinting bush brown), 4733 nucleotides. It is a transcript of the gene SWIP, whose product is annotated as WASH complex subunit 4. Gene Ontology annotation, biological process: endosomal transport; endosome organization. The record is from RefSeq and is a predicted model, not a curated record. The coding region runs from base 290 to 3562 and encodes 1090 amino acids. The transcript is spliced from 5 exons. Lineage: Eukaryota; Metazoa; Arthropoda; Insecta; Lepidoptera; Nymphalidae. Gene Ontology annotation, cellular component: WASH complex; endosome.